UUAUAAUUUGGUCAUAUAUAUAACCAUUCAAAUUCCUGUUUGUUCGCUUAUCUUCUGUGACUUCGAAAAUUUCAACACAAUUUGCAAAACUUUUAAUCAUGUCUUAACCAAAGCCAAAUGCCCUUCCCAUUUCUCAGGUUUUGACCAUUAAUGGUCAAUAUUGAUACGUAAAGAGAAGUGGAAAUGGCAUAUAAGGUGGAUCAUGAAUAUGAUUACUUAUUCAAGAUUGUUUUGAUUGGAGAUUCAGGUGUUGGAAAAUCUAACAUACUUUCUAGGUUUACUCGAAAUGAAUUUUGUUUGGAGUCUAAGUCCACUAUUGGCGUCGAAUUUGCAACAAGGACCCUUCAGGUAGAGGGCAAGACGGUAAAGGCACAAAUAUGGGACACUGCUGGUCAAGAAAGGUACAGGGCAAUAACGAGUGCUUAUUACAGAGGAGCUGUUGGUGCACUUUUAGUCUAUGACAUAACAAAAAGACAAACAUUCGAAAACGUGACACGUUGGCUCAGCGAGCUAAGGGACCACGCGGAUUCCAACAUUGUCAUAAUGUUGGCUGGAAAUAAGUCGGAUUUGAACCACCUUCGAGCCAUCUCCGAGCAGGAUGCUCGGGGACUGGCUGAGAAAGAAGGGCUCUCGUUCCUCGAGACGUCUGCUCUUGAGGCAUACAAUGUCGAAAAGGCGUUCCAGACGAUUUUAUUGGACAUUUAUCAGAUCAUAAGCAGGAAAGCUCUGGCUGCUCAAGAAGCAGCUGCUAUUCCUGGUCAAGGCACUGCUAUUAAUGUUGGAGAGCAUUCUGGUAAUAAUAACAGGAGACCAUGUUGUUCUAAUUGAAAUGGUGAAAAAAUGUUGUGAAAUUUUAUGCCAGAAUAUAAGAUUUUUGGUUUGUCAGAGUUUAUAAUGGAAAAUGAUAGAUACUGUAGAUUACUUAAAAUGUUGUAAUCUAAUACAAGUUGAGGUGAGAAUAUUGUAAUACUUUUAAUUUCUUGGCAUUCUUAUUACUUUGUUGAAAGAAAUAUGAAUUUUGCAUGAUGUGAAAUUCUUGUAUUUGAAAGAUACUAUUUAUUUAUGUUUUUUUUCCACCCUGUGUCCGGUACCCGCAUUGGAGCCCGACUAAUCCAGAUACACUCUGUGUAGAGCCCAUUCUAGGGAAGCGCUCCUUAUCAAGGAUUUUUCCAUACUCAGAGCUCGAACCCGAGACAUCUGGUUUAGAGAGGAGCAGCCCCAUCCG
This is a messenger RNA of Lycium barbarum (goji berry), 1225 nucleotides long. RefSeq names its product ras-related protein RABA2b-like. The transcript is spliced from 3 exons. Gene Ontology annotation, molecular function: GTPase activity; GTP binding. The coding region runs from base 184 to 828 and encodes 214 amino acids. NCBI's taxonomy places the organism in Eukaryota, Viridiplantae, Streptophyta, Magnoliopsida, Solanales, Solanaceae. Gene Ontology annotation, cellular component: endosome. The record is from RefSeq and is a predicted model, not a curated record.